Pisolithus orientalis is the source of this 1945-nucleotide messenger RNA. RefSeq lists its product as uncharacterized. The record is from RefSeq and is a predicted model, not a curated record. The transcript has 6 exons. Bases 96 to 1532 code for a protein of 478 amino acids. NCBI's taxonomy places the organism in Eukaryota, Fungi, Basidiomycota, Agaricomycetes, Boletales, Pisolithaceae.
CAGUAAUUUUCAAGGCGACCCCUUCUCGCCUUUCAAGCUCAUCCAAACACGACUGUGAAAGACUGCAAUUCGAGUCGUUGCUUUUACUUUUCACUAUGGCUGAUACCAAUCCCGUCACUCGUAUCGUUCCUGGUGCUCCCCCUUCCGUGGCACAGACGAAGUCCCGAAGGAAGAAGCGCAAGGCCAACAAAACCAAGACGCCUGACUCUCCCACAGAAGGCUCUGUCGUCCUCCCAGAUGCCACUUCUACUUCUCCUCUCGACAAGGCCCCAGAAAAUAGUGAAACAAGGGAGAAUCUUGAUAUCAUCGAGUUUGGGUCUGCCUCGGAGGCUGCCACAAAUGAUGAUGCCCUUUUGAGGCCUGGCCCCGUCGUGGAAUUCUUGCAAAAGCGCAUGAAAGCACUCAACAAGAAAAUAUCGCGAAUAGCAGGUUACGCUUCAACCGACUAUGACAAGCUCAAUGAUGACCAAAAGCGAAGCAUCAAGACGCUUUCUUCACUGGAAGCGGUUCAAAGAGAGCUCGAGGACAUCAAGAAAGCGAUGGAGGUUCACGAGGCCGAAGCGUCCCGUGGGCUGGCUGUUAAGCGUGCGGAAUUUGAGCGACUUCAGGAGCAGAAAAUAGCGCAAGCCGUAUCGACAACGCAGGCACUGUAUACGUCCAGAAUAUCGUCAAUAUUGACUCUACUUAGAUUACGCUCCUUCCUUUCUUCCGGCGAGCCUCUCCCGUCCCUGCCAGAUUUUGGUGAUGCCGAAGCAUCAGCUAUAUUCGAGGCAUGUGACACCCUUGUAGGUGAAGAAUCUGAUGUCAAGCAAGCCGCAAUUUCUGGUCUGCUGACUGGUGAAGGAGAGAUCAACAAUGUCACGUAUGCUCGACUAUUCGAUGUCGUGCAGUUGUUCCUUGCCGCGCAGCAGGAACCAGCCCUUAUUCUUGAUCCUGUACCUGAAGUUGUUUCAACCGAUGUUCCUGAAGUUGUUGCAACCGAUGUUCCUGACGGGCCAGUGUCUGGUAUCCCGGGUACUUUGAGUGUGUCUAGCAGCUUCCGCUUCGUCCAGGCGAGCGAACUGGAGACCUCCGAUAUGAAUGCGGAAUGGGUGAAUAAGAUGGAUACUCCUGAAGUGAACGGCGUAUACGAUCUAGGACAUGAUGGAACUUCUAGUCCUCCUGAGGCCGAGCUUAUCUCUACGCAACCUAUUGACUGGGCUGAAGCUGAAGAAGAAGGCCUACCUUCUAUCGCCAAUCUUCAGGCCAGCCUUGUGUCAUCGGACACUGUUAUACCCGAAGUAAACCUCCCAACUCCAGCAGUUGUGAGUGGGAUUGACGCUCCUAAGACUGUCUCACAAAAUGAGGAUGAUGGAUUCACUCCCGCCAACCGCGGCGGUCGAGGCCGUGGCCGUAGUCAUCGUGGUGACCGUGGUGGCAUGCGUGGUGGUUCCCGUGGUGACAGGGGUGGCUUUUACCGAGGGGGUCGGGGUGGUUCCCGUGGCAGCGAUAGGGGUGACUCCUUGUUUGUAAGCACUCUGGAUCCAUACUGACUAAUUUAUCAGCGUACCGCGGGCGAUCGGACGGUGACGGUCGUGGGGAUGAAAGUCGUGGUCGUGGGAGAGGCCGCGGCCGUCGCGGCGAGCGAGUAGGUUUGUAAUUUGGCUAAUCGCUGCAAAGGCAAUACAGCCGCUGAUUACACAACGUAGCACACGUCCAACCAGAUGGACAAGGUGCCUCUUUGUCCUGAGUCAUACUUGCUGUGGUUACAUCAAGGGCCUACCACAUCUUCACUUUUAGGUCUGUUAGAUUGCAUGUACACCCUGAUGGAAUAAUUCUACUUCUGAAAGUCUUCUAACCAUGAGCCUCAGGAUCUAUUCAUAGUAGUGAUUCUCACUGUAAGUUUCCAACCAGUAAACUUUUGACAUAAGUUGGUAAUUGUAAUAUAUGUACAUUUACUCAAGGG